This is a messenger RNA of Leptinotarsa decemlineata (Colorado potato beetle), 2387 nucleotides long. RefSeq names its product diuretic hormone class 2 (gene Dh31). Gene Ontology annotation, biological process: body fluid secretion. Gene Ontology annotation, molecular function: diuretic hormone activity; G protein-coupled receptor binding. Lineage: Eukaryota; Metazoa; Arthropoda; Insecta; Coleoptera; Chrysomelidae. The record is from RefSeq and is a predicted model, not a curated record.
GAACAAUGAGGUCUUCGAUGAUCCACAGCAACGGAACAACCAUCUUCAUGAUCCUUUUAGUUGGAAUAGUUUUAUUUGAGAUCACAACAACAAGUGCAGCUCCCCGCCAAGCCAGGUAUUAUCCUGGAUAUUAUUCGUUAGAAGCCCAAAAUCCAGAUUAUCUCCUCCAGACCAUAGCCAGACUUAGGCAAGCCCUUAUCAAUGACGAUGACUUAGAAAACUCUAAACGAGGCCUGGACUUGGGACUCGGCCGCGGAUUCUCAGGAUCGCAAGCAGCCAAACACCUGAUGGGACUCGCAGCUGCAAACUUCGCAGGAGGUCCAGGACGAAGACGCAGAAGCGACGAUGACGAAGCAUAAGAUGUUCCAAUACCUAAACCCUCAUUACACAACUUCCUGGCGACGCUGUCUUAAGCCGCGUCUACACGAGCAUAAAUCCACCAUUUCUGGAAACAUUCGACGUUGCUUUCAUCAAUCAACUGUCAUCUUUUUACUGUUAGGGUAAUUGAUGAACAACAGUUGGGAAACAUGUGUACUUCUGCUGUUGUGGUUAAGAGCUUCCGUUAUUUUUGAUAUUACUUUAUAAUUAUCUAGAUAAUAUGUUUGGAAAGGCAAGCAACGAAGUACAACAAAAUCGAUAAUAAUAUGUUUCUACAAUAAACACUUGCUCCUGUGGAAUCAUACUCAAAACUGUGAAUUCUUUCAUUCGGUUUUAACUGUAAAGUCGCGCUUUAUCUGGACCUCAUCACGAUCAGCGCCUGUAGACAGCAAACUCCUCGCAUGUGCACUUUUAACUUGAUGGUUCACAUCUAUUAUAAAUUCAUUAAGAGUGUAAUUGUUGAUAAAACAAAAUUUGACCUGUAAUCUAUCCUAGCCCACACUGGAGGCAAAUAUAAAAUAAUUCUUUCAUGAAGGUGAAUGUUAGUCUAACAAGAAAACCGAUGAAAAGUUUUGAAGAAAUAAAUUCCAAAGAUUUGCAAGCUGGGAUCGUCCAACCGCGAAAGUAUUUGAUAAAAAAUUGUGAUUAGUUCAAGGCAUGCAAUUUGUUUUGCCAUUUUUGUUCUGAUAUAUAUCGUCACUGCAUAGUAUUCAUUCGAGAAGUUUGCUACCUUCGAACAACUCUCAAAAUUCCAUACUAUUAGGUUGGGUAACUUCACAAUUCAAAGUGUGUGACUGGUAGAUAUCUUGAGGUAAUAUUUUGGGCAUUUUUCAGCAAUAGAACCAAUUUCAGAUAUGCAGAACCAUUGCAACCUUCCAGGACAUGUAUUACUUCAAGAUACAUAUGUCAAUUUUAUUUAAAUGUUCAUAUACAUAUAUGCGUAUUUAUAUUUUACCAGUAAAUCGAUAUUUCACGAAGAGAGCUUUAAUUAAAUUUUAUGGUUUUCAUUGAAAUUAUUUUCAAUGUACUCUAAUUGAGUAAUUAUCCAGACCAAACAAACAAUUAAAUACUCAUUUGGUUUCAAACGAAAUAUGCGAACAUAACGUCAGUAAUAUUCGUGUGGAAAUUUCUUGCUGAAGGUUACUUAGUUAAUUUUGAAUUGAUCUCAUUAAGUGAUGCGACCCCAUGGUUGCCAACUGCGGUAAAACAAUGACAUUUGACAAUUUGACAUUUGCUAAUGAAUAAAUAACCUAUCUUUCUGAGUUCCUUCUGCAUUUUCAUUUUUGAGACAUAAUUGGGACAGACCAUCUUAUAUUUCUUCAUAGCUGAUUCUUCAUUCUGGAGCCCCAACUUCAUAUAGGACAACUGGAAAUCUCUUGUCAGACAUAUUCUGGAAAUCAGUUUCUCAUUUACCAAAAAUGAAAAUGCAGAAAGAACUCAGAAAGAUAGGUUAUUUAUUUAUUAGCAAAUGCCAAAUUAUCAAAUGUCAUUAUUUUUACGCAGUUGGCAACCAUGGGGUCGCAUCACUUAAUAAGGUCAAUUCAUGACAGAUUCCCGGCAUGAAAUGUCAUUUGAUUUGUCUUGAUAAUACUCAAAAAUGUUGCCUCAUUUUUUAUGUUUCAGGAAACUUUUGUGUACUUUCCAACUUCCAGAGAUGUAGAUAAUAAUUGCUCCUGAUGACUCGGCUUUAAAGUUCCUAAAAUUUUUCUUUUUCGAAAUUUGUGUAUUAGAUCUGAUGUAGAAAUAUAUUAGAAAAAUAACGUAUCGAACUAUUGAUAUUCUGAAUACAAAAGUAUUUGACGAAUCUACAAUAUUUCGCCAAUUACAAUGUACUGUGAAUUUCUGUGAAUACUAGAGGAUUUUUUGAACCUAGGAUUUGACAGACACUUCCUUAAAAGAUAGUUGAUGCACCCUACUGAGUUGUGAUGGUUACGUUAAUGUCAGUUAUUUAAGUGGAUAAAUAAAUGUACAGUGAAUAUAUUUAAUUUCAAUAAAGUUCAUAAAAGUAA